GCACUAUAUAUACCCCUCUCAAGCUGGUCAUCUCCUCACUAAGCAGCACAAAAACCAGCUCUCAUUUGCCCAACACAUUCAUUCUCUGAUACCAUCAACUUUUUCUCUCUGCUCAUUCCUUCAAGCUUGCUUUUUCAUUUCCAGAUGGCCACUGUUGAGGUUGCACCAGCUACAACAUUGCCUGAGGAUAAGGCACCUGAGGUGACAAAGACCGAGGAAGCACCCGCGGAAGAAGUGGACUCCCCGGUCGCAACCGAGCAAGCCGUGGUCGAUGGCCCGGCUGCCGAGGAGCCAAUUCCCACAGAAGAGUCCAAGACGCCGGCGGAAGGCGAAACCAAGGAAGUUGUGGAGGAAACCAAGGCUGAAGAGCCAACAGAGCCAGCUGCUGCUGAGCAGACCACCAGGGAAUUGGAUGUCACCGAGCCACCGGCUGCGUCUUCCGAGGUGGAAGCGCCUGCUGCUCCUGCCGAGGUGGAAGCGCCGGCCUCUCCAGCCGAGGAGGGCGCACCAGCCGCUCCUGCUGAGGAGGACGCGCCAGUAGCUCCUGCUGAAGAGGACGCGCCCGCUGCACCUGCCAAGGAGGACGCUCCUGCUGCUCCGGCCAAGGACGCCGCUCCUGCCGAGGAGGUUGCGCCAGCUGCUCCUGCUGAAGAGGACGCCCCUGCUGCGACGGCCGAGGCAGAAGCACGGGCGGCCGCGCAGUAAGAAUGAUCUGGCACUCAAGUUGCAUUUGAGGAAGUUGAGUAGAUAUCAUCACUAUUAUUCAAGAAGGGAGAGAGAGAUAAGUGAAUGUGGUGGUGUUUUCGCUCUUUUAGUUAUGAUGGGGUUCUUGAGUUUCUAGGUUUGCAUGUCUAAGUUGGUAAGGUUUUGCUCAUUAUGUUUUUCUUGGUUUAGCUUCUUCCUAUGUUUAAAUAUGGACCAGACGAGGUUGUGGUACUUAUGGUUGUUUGAUCGGGUCUAGAAUCAGAAAAUGCCCACGUGGAGCCACGUCAGCGUCUACCUCUGCCGCAAGAAGGCUGUUCAUUGAUUUAUUUGAGGCGACGGGUGUUUUUUUGGGGGUUGAUGGUUGGAGGAUUGCAGUGAAGGGAGAUUGCGAUGUUGGUGCUCCAAGAGGGUUCAUAUGGUUACUAGCGAUGUGUGAUGAGAUAUGAAUAAUGAAAAUUUGCUAUUUCUUCUUCUUCUUCUU
Messenger RNA from Rhodamnia argentea, 1186 nucleotides. Its product is annotated as fibrous sheath CABYR-binding protein-like. The coding region runs from base 145 to 705 and encodes 186 amino acids. The record is from RefSeq and is a predicted model, not a curated record. The transcript is spliced from 2 exons. NCBI's taxonomy places the organism in Eukaryota, Viridiplantae, Streptophyta, Magnoliopsida, Myrtales, Myrtaceae.